AUGACAGUUGCAGAGUACGAAUUGAAUGAAGCUAGAUUCUUGGAGUUGCUGACCAAGUUGAUCGCCGAAGGUAAGACCCUCCAGAAUCAACCACCAGAAUUGAUCCCAGUCGAAGACAAUGCCGGUCGUCAUGUCUUGGCUGCAUUGGAGCCAUACACCGUCGAGAAGGGUGGUGUCUUGAAGGUCGAGCACAUCGCAUUCCACAAGGGACGUGGUAAUAUUCUCAUCCAAUACCCAGGUACCGUCGAGAACAAGUGUAUCUCAUUCGUCGGUUCUCAUCUCGACGUCGUACCAGCCAUCGCUGCCAACUGGGAGCGUGAUCCAUUCACUCUCGUCAUCGAAGGUGAUCGUCUCUACGGACGUGGUACCACCGAUUGUCUCGGUCACGUUGCACUCCUCACAGAUCUUUUCAUCACCUUAGCAACAAAGAAACCAGCUUUGAAACACUCAAUUAAUGCUGUAUUCAUUGCCAGUGAAGAGAAUGAUGAAAUUCCAGGUGUAGGUGUUGAUGAAUUGGAUAAGCAAGGUAAGAUCGAUCAUUUGAAAUACGGUCCACUCUACUGGGUAGACUCAGCAGAUAUGCAACCAACCAUCGGUACCGGUGGUGCUCAGAAUUGGAAUUUGAAAGCCUGUGGAAAGAUCUUCCACAGUGCCAUUCCAAACAAGGCAAUCAACACCAUUGAACUCGCCAAUGAAGCAUUGGCCGAAGUCCAAAAGCGAUUCUAUGCCGAUUUCCCAGCACACCCAGAGGAACACCGUUACGGAUACGAAGUAUCAUCCACCAUGAAACCAACACUCUGGAAGAAGAUCGAUGGAUCCUACAACCAGAUUCCAGGUGAAGCCGUCAUUUGCGGUGACAUUCGUCUCACCCCAUUCUACGACAUGGCCGAGAUGCGUAAGAAAGUAGAGUCGUACGUCGCCGACAUCAACUCUAACAUCACCGAUCUCCGUAACCGUGGUCCAUUCAGCAAGUACUCACUCCCAGAGGAAGGUCUCACCGGUAAGAUCGAAAUCGAAUGGAUCGGUGAAUCAUCACCAGGUGUUGCAUGUAACAUUGAUUCCAAAGGAUACCAAGCAUUGGGACAAGCCACUAAAGAAGUUACUGGUGAAUUGAAACCAGUUUCAACAUGUGGAACCUUACCACUUGUAAAGGAUCUCCAAGCAAGUGGAUUCGAUCUUCAAAUUACUGGUUUUGGUAAAGAGGAAACUUAUCAUGCUGAUAAUGAAUACGCUUCAUUGAGUGAUUUCAAGAAGGCCAUUAAGAUCUUGACCAGAACCAUCGAUCUUUUGGAACAACAACAAUAA
Messenger RNA from Heterostelium album PN500, 1305 nucleotides. It is a transcript of the gene argE, whose product is annotated as acetylornithine deacetylase. The record is from RefSeq and is a predicted model, not a curated record. The transcript has 5 exons. Gene Ontology annotation, molecular function: hydrolase activity. The coding region runs from base 1 to 1305 and encodes 434 amino acids. Lineage: Eukaryota; Evosea; Eumycetozoa; Acytosteliales; Acytosteliaceae.